This is a messenger RNA of Homalodisca vitripennis (glassy-winged sharpshooter), 2890 nucleotides long. RefSeq names its product cadherin-23-like. Gene Ontology annotation, molecular function: calcium ion binding. NCBI's taxonomy places the organism in Eukaryota, Metazoa, Arthropoda, Insecta, Hemiptera, Cicadellidae. Gene Ontology annotation, biological process: homophilic cell-cell adhesion. Gene Ontology annotation, cellular component: plasma membrane. The record is from RefSeq and is a predicted model, not a curated record.
AUGCUGGUCGACGGACUGUUGCGAGUGGUGAGACUCCUGGAUCGAGAGAGAGUUGAAGUGAUUCGGUUAGCCAUCAGGGUGGAAGACAACGGCAUCCGUUCUGCAAAGAUGACAGAACUUGUUCAUCUGGACCAGCAAACAGGGGAGAUGGUAGUUGCAAACAGAAUCGAUCACGAGCAGACUCCAUGGCUCAACAUGACUGUGAGAGCUACUGACUCAGGAAUUCCUCCUCGCUCGGCAUUGGUGGAUGUGUUUGUACAAGUUAUAGAUGAGAACGACAACAAUCCCUACUUUGUUGGAAACAUCACAAAUGUCCGCCUGACGCUGAGGGAAGACCUCGCCUAUUGUGUUUCUUCAGGUGCUGAGGUGACAGUCAUUGAAGCAAGUGAUGCUGAUUCUGGUGAUUAUGGCAAAAUCACAUUUCUGCUUGAUCGGAUAUCAUCUUUGGGUAAGUUCCAAAUCAACCCUGAGACUGGGAUGCUGAACGUGUCCGAUAGGCUGGACCGAGAGCAGCAAUCAUCUUAUAUGCUGAUAGUGGAGGCCUGGGAUAACUAUCAGUUUGGAUACUCCAGUGGGGAGAGUAGAAAUGCCUUCAAACAAAUAGGAGUGACCAUACUGGAUGUCAACGAUGAACCUCCUGUGAUGAACCCUCUGCCGGAGUCUUGUGUCAUGGUAACAGAGUUUCUGGAACCAGGGGAGACUGUCUACACUCUCAAGGCAUCUGAUGCCGAUGACCCCAACACUCCCAAUGGCUGGGUCUCAUUCUCCAUUCUUGCAGGGAACGAUCAAGAAUUGUUUGAAAUAGAACCACUGGAUCAUUGGACAGCCAGGCUAUAUGCUCAAAGUUCACUGAAAGCAAAAUAUGGGAAUUACACUUUGGCUAUAAAUGUUCAAGAUUUAGGUGCACCUCCCAACUUUGUUGUUGGCAACCUAAACAUUUGUGUGACAGACUUCAAUGACAAUGCUCCUCAGUUCAUCAGUCCUCCCCAGAACAUUACAAUCCGCAUUCCAGAGAAUGCAACAGUUGGGAGUCCUGUGAUAACUGUGACUGCUAUUGACGCUGAUGUGGGUCCUAAUGCUGCUGUCCGUUACCGCCUCAAGCAAGACAAUACUGGAGACUGGAGCACUUUCAGUAUUGAUCAGGACUCUGGCCUCAUCUCUCUCAGGUUACCUCUGGACAGGGAGACCCAGAAACUCUAUCAGAUUCGUGUGGAAGCCUAUGACCAUGGAACUCCUACUCCCUUGUCGUCAGAUCUUGAUCUGACAAUUUAUGUGAAAAAUGUGAACGAUUACCAGCCUCAGUUUUUGAUAGAAGACUUUCCAGUGAACUUUACAGAACAUAUUCCUCCUGGCAAAGAAAGGCGACUCCUGCCAGAAACUGUGGAUAGAGACGAAGUAGAUGAUCUAGAUGACCCAAGAACUCCGGUCUGUUACUUCAUUGUUGCUGGGAAUGAUGAGGGCUUCUUCAACAUUGAGCCACUUUCCCAUGAAAUCACUGUGGCUCAAGAACUUGACAGGGAAGAAGCUGAGAUGCAUUUGAUCAUGGUGAAAGCCAGUGAAGACUGUGUCACUCCCCCACAGACCAACAAUAGCUACUUGGAUUACAAAGACAGUACAGUGCUCAGGGUGGUCAUUUUUGUCAAUGACAUCAACGAUAACGCCCCUCAGUUCGUCAAGGAGGUGUUCACUGGAGGAGUAACCACUGAUGCGGAUUUUGGCAGUGAAUUUAUGCAAGUUCGAGCAAUAGAUGCAGAUUUUGGCCGAAAUGCAGAAAUACAAUACUAUAUGAUUGGCCAAACUCAGAUGACCUUGAGCGAAGGGAUGGAAAAUAUUCAGCAGCCACCUUUCUUAGUGGAUGUCAACUCUGGAAUUGUGUCUCUCAACUUUGAUCCUCAAAAGGGAAUGAAAGGAUACUUUGACUUUAAGGUGGUCGCCAAUGAUACCGGUGGACUUUCUGAUAUGGCUAGAGUUUUCAUCUACUUAUUGCGAGAAGACCAAAGAGUGAGAUUUGUGCUACGACAACAUCCAGUAGAGCUGAGAGAAAAGAUUGAUGUUUUCAGAGAAGUACUGGGUAAUGUGACUGGAGCCAUAGUUAAUGUAGACGAGGUGAAAGUGCAUGAGACCAUGGAUGGCCGAGUGGACAAGACCCGAUCUGACCUCUACCUGCAUUUUGUAGACCGGUCAGACCACUCCAUCAUGGAUGUCAGCCGGGUGUUACGGGUGGUUGACCAGAGCAUAGAACAUCUGGAUUCAUUGUUCAAGGAGUUUAACGUUCUGGAUACCCAGGCAGCUGAAGCAGUGGCAUUGGUCCAUGCCCGCACUCCUGACAGUGUUGUAUGGCUCUGGUUGGUUGGCACCACUGUGUUCCUGGGUCUCAUGUUGGUAGUGGUCAUCUCAAUCUGCUUGUCACAGCGAGCCUCAUACAAGCGACAACUCAAAGCAGCUACAAUUACUGCAUUUGCAGGAUCAGCAGACUCGGACAUGACACGAGUAACCGGAUCAGGGCCAGGACGUUUGCCCAACACCAAUCUUCACAGCACUGAAGGCUCAAACCCUAUCUGGAUGCAGGCCUACGAGAACGAGUGGUACAAGGAGGACGACUCCAUGAGUCAAACGUCUGAGAGAGACUCGCUAGAUGAAAACGCAGUUGUUAGUGUCCAGACUCAAGAUGGAGGAGCCAAUUCUUCCUGUAACAGUCAAACCAACAUAAUAAAACCAGAACGCCGAACUGUCAAGGAACAAAACGAUCUGAAUAGCAAAAGCGGUGUGUACCAUCAGAACCUCUAUCAGCACCUGGACAAGCUCAGCAACCCUCUCAUAGCAAAAAAGUUGGAAACAACAGAGCUAUAGAAAUAGGUUCUUUACUUUUUUUAAGCUUCCUUUGAUCUCU